This is a messenger RNA of Pseudocercospora fijiensis CIRAD86, 2265 nucleotides long. RefSeq lists its product as uncharacterized. The record is from RefSeq and is a predicted model, not a curated record. The coding region runs from base 1 to 2265 and encodes 754 amino acids. Lineage: Eukaryota; Fungi; Ascomycota; Dothideomycetes; Mycosphaerellales; Mycosphaerellaceae. The transcript is spliced from 21 exons.
AUGCACGAGCUCAUACAACAGCCUCGGAGGAGCACAGAAUCGGAAGUUGGAAAUCCAUUGGCCCCAAGAGCCCCAACUUUUGGGGCCGCACAGGCUCCAAAUUUUGGGGCCUGCGUGUCAGCGAGCCCAAUUUUGGCCAAACACUGCCGACUUCCAUUCCAUACUGUAACCCGCCCACGACUCCCAUUCCGCCUACGACUCCCAUUCCGCCCACGAUCAUUUACAAAGACUGGGCUGAAGCCGCGGCACGGCAUGGCUGCGUCGACAAUCUGCAGAUACCUCGAUGACUGGAGUAGAUCGACACCGGCGCUUCGCUCAUUUGGCAAGAGGGAUGCGGAUGCAAGGAAAAGCAAGAGCACAUCAAUGCAGCAGAAGGACAUUCCGGACCUGAAGCGCAUCAAACAGCCAAGCAAGGACUUAUCAAGUACUCGCCUUGUUGGCGGACGAGGAUGGCUGCAGCGAGAUGUACAUGGCUUGAGAGUCCGCGACCUCACAGCAACUCCUUUACCGCGACGACAGCAAUGUACAUCCUUCACGGUCAGAUGUACGAAGCACCCUGUCACCUGCCAACCACGUGACGAGAUGUGGUUCACCCUGUCGCCUACUGUCAACAAGAACGCUUCCCACAAUUCGCCUGACCAAAAACAUAUCUACAUCUCCGACUGUUCCGCCCGUCCAACCAUUCACAUUCACGAGUUGGAAGCAUCCUUAAGCUCUGACAGCUCGAAUUCGUUCUGGCUGAGGAGUCUGGUCGACAGGGAUCUUUCGACUGAGGCGAACCAUCUCAGACUCAAGUCUACUCAAGUCCGUACAUUCGAGACCAGGUCACGCAAGGCUACUACAUGCCAGACCUUACGAGAUACAUGCGAAUGUCGACUGGCUCGGAGAUUUCCCGGACGGAUGAUUGUCCACGUCGCGGCAAGGAUGUCUGCUGAACUGGGGGUACGGAAAGAAUCGCGUCACCGAGAUCAAGUAGCUGGACAAGUGGAUCACGCAAAAAUAAUUCGCGAACUACUUUACCUCAUCUCUCCAGCCAUUGGAACAAUCCAUGCUGACGAAGGCAGGAGCACCAUUCCCCGUCGCAGCAAGCUCCGAAAAGCCCGGUCUCGCGACUCAGUGCUCCCUGCGACGUUGAGCCGUGUAUGGGCUUCCAUCAAAAUACAAAAGGAGAAGCCGCGCUGCCGGCAACGACGAGUCUUGGCCGGUCUCCAGCUUAGGGAGCAGCGCGUGAAGAUGGAUGGCACCCCGAGCAGCACCAGUAGCUCGGGCGCUGCUAUAACAGCUGCCCAUGUUUACAAGCUCACAUCGACCUCGUCAAGCUCUCAUGUUGGCCCGGUUGCCGUAAUGGCGAUGGCUCAGGAUAAAGCUGAGAAGGCUGAUGCCGAGAAACAGGCCGCAAGUAUCUCCGGAAUUAUGCCAUUCGAUGCUCACGAUCCGUGCUUUACACUAGCGGAAGCUGCCUCAGCUUCCAUCUCCAGUGGCAUUCCCAACCCUUCGCCUGCGAUUAUAAUCUGCACAUGUCUAUUCUACUAUGUUGUCUGCUGGUGCCUGGCGACUUCCUCAGCACAUCAGCGGCGCAAUCAGCAGCAGAAACGCUUAGGCCAGGCCUCACUUGUGCGUCUCGCCGAAUCGUCGAAAUACGGAUCCAUCCCAACACAAUGCGGAAGCGCACAUGCGCAGUUGACGAUCUCGACGAAGGAUCAUGACACAAAAGGCAUUCCAAAGGGUAGUAGCCGAAGCCAGACACGCAAUGGCCUCCGAUCCACCCCACGCGGACGUGCACGGAAAGCAGAAAUACAAAUGUGCUGCGACUCGCCACUCGGCUUAAACCACGUUCUAUUCUGCCAGCCAUCAUUCAGCAAGAUGAAAUGCCAUCGAGCGAGAAGUCGGUACCAGGCAGGCUUGCGGCUACUACAUGCCUCAUAUCUGCGUCCACACGAUCUCUUCGAAGUGGACAUGACGGGCAGCGUCUCUUAUCUCUUUGAGCCAAUACUGUGUCACAUCGUAGCAUCGCCACUUCAUACCACCAUGGCGAAUCUAAGCCAUAAUGUUCAGGCAGCAGCAACAGCAAUUUCUGCUACGCUCGGUCUUAUCGCGACUGUACGACUUCGGCUUGCACUCAACAAAUCCAACCAAAGCGGACGACUGACCAUGGCACAUGAAAUCCCAAUACAGAAGCCGGACAACACGAAACCAGCAUGCCCAGUUCCGGAUGUGGAACGAAAUUGCUGCAAACCUCCGUACGUCGACGUCAGCGACCACUAG